This is a messenger RNA of Drosophila hydei, 866 nucleotides long. RefSeq names its product chymotrypsin-1. Bases 13 to 861 code for a protein of 282 amino acids. Gene Ontology annotation, biological process: proteolysis. Lineage: Eukaryota; Metazoa; Arthropoda; Insecta; Diptera; Drosophilidae. Gene Ontology annotation, molecular function: serine-type endopeptidase activity. The record is from RefSeq and is a predicted model, not a curated record. The transcript is spliced from 3 exons.
CAAAGCCUCAACAUGGUCAAUCAAUGGAGCUGUGUCGUGCUCCUCGUUUCGCUGGCAUCGUUGCAGUCCUCAUUUGGAAAGCCCACGGGCACAGUUAUAGAUUUGGAUGCCUACUUUGAGGAUGCGGAUAGCAAUUCGCAGGAGCGUGUUGUCGGCGGCUACGAUGUGCCCGAGGAUGAGUAUGUGCCCUACCAGAUUUCUAUGCAAUUUCUCACGAAGAGCGGCAAAAUGCGACACUUUUGCGGUGGUUCCCUGAUCGCCCCGAACAGAGUUCUAACCGCGGCUCACUGCGUCAAUGGGCAAAAUGCGAGCCGGAUUAGCGUGGUGGCAGGCAUACGGGAUCUGAACGACGACAGCGGAAAACGCGCCCAGGUGCAAUCGUACGAGAUGAACGAGCACUACGAGGAGUUGGUCACCAGCGAUAUAGCUAUACUGAAAAUCGAUCCACCCUUCGAAAUAGAUGACAAACGCGUUAGCACCAUCGAUGUGAGCAGCGAUGAUCUGGUCGGAGCUGAUCAGGAGGUGUUGCUAACUGGUUGGGGUUCUGUUUUUCACUUUGGCACCGGGCCCUUUGCCAAGUAUCCAACCAUUCUUCAGAAGCUAUCCUACAAGACUCUGGAUAAUAACAAGUGCAAGCAGACUAUGACGCAGCUGACGGAUACAGAGAUUUGUGCGCUUGAAAGUUUUGGCAAGGGUGCCUGCAAUGGCGAUUCGGGUGGUCCUUUGGUUAUGGCUAACGGCGAGUCCCUGAAGCAGGUGGGCGUCGUCUCAUAUGGCACUGCAUUCUGCGCCUCUAACAGUCCCGAUGUUUACACGCGCGUCUCGAUGUUUAAUACCUGGAUAAAGGAACGCAUGGCCUAGAGAAG